This is a messenger RNA of Cephus cinctus (wheat stem sawfly), 4576 nucleotides long. RefSeq lists its product as uncharacterized. Lineage: Eukaryota; Metazoa; Arthropoda; Insecta; Hymenoptera; Cephidae. The record is from RefSeq and is a predicted model, not a curated record. Bases 1318 to 2442 code for a protein of 374 amino acids. The transcript is spliced from 4 exons.
CAUACAAAAUCUGCCAACAGCAGUACAUUCUGAGAACCUGGAAACGAAUUUCCAAAUCAGUCGUGGGAAUGACCAGUGUCAGAUGUUAUGAAUUCAGCGCCGUGAUAGCCUGCAUGAGUACUUACUGAGGUAGAAACACAAAAGAGUUGUCAUCACUGUAACUAUAUCUUUUGACAAACUUUGGGCGAAACAAGAUUAUGAUGAAAUGGACAUGCAAUAAAAAUGACGAUUGGUGGAGGCUACUCUCAAUUUGGACCUUCUGAAUCUCAUUGAAAAUCUCAGGCAAUUUGUGAUGUCAAGAAAACAGGUCAGAGGUAACUCGGUGCUUUAUUUUGUAAACAAAAGACUAUGACAUAAUUUUGGCGGUGAUGAUAUUGCGCAAUCAACUGAGAGAAGAGCAAAGAAGGGAGACCGUUAUCGGCGUUUCAAGGAACAAGAGAAAGCAGUGGACAUUUUGAAAAUCAUGCAACUUCGAGGAUUCAGAUUCCAAUGAAUAGAUUAAUCUCAGUGGAUUAACCAGGACUCGAUAACACAAGAGGCUCCCCUAGCGAUACCCCGUGGCGAUAAUAAAGAGUGGCGCUAACGCUGCGAUUCGUUUAACGGUGUUCCUCCGGCUGUCCCUCGCAAUCGGCGACACUUGGCAAGAACGAAUCGCCAAUUGCUCGAGUAAACGUCGUCGCCAGCUGUGCCAUAACGGCAUCCUUAGAGCGAGAGAGAGAAAGAGACGUAAUCGUUCGUGGGCACCUCCCGCAAAGAGAAUCCUCCGCCUCUCAUGUCGUUCCAGCCUCAUCGCUCGUGGCCAUCUCAUGGUUUUGCAUGCCCAGAGUGUCUAUUCGUACUUGUGCGUGUUGUGUACAUAUGCUAGAGGCUUUAGAGAGUCAUAGAGAGCGUGCAGCGAGAAUCUAGAAAGGAGCUAAAACCGAUGACGUCAUAUACACUUCGAGGAAGCUGCACGCGAGAAUAAAAAGAAGAGAAAAAAAAGGAUAAGGCUCUCCAGAAUAUUUAAUUCCCACAAAGUAGAAUCCUACGAGACGCACGACUUGAUGCAAGACUGGGAUCGGCCAGGCCAUAGGCACAGUCAGUGGGUACGUAUCUGCUUGCUGCAAUCCCAGGAACAAAGGAGUAAAGUCGCGCGCUCUGAGAAGGCAAAGCGAGAAAGAGCAAGAGAGUGAGAGAGAGAGGAAAGGAAAGAGAGCAAAAGAGCACGAGCAGGUAGUGGAAUAGGAGUAGGAGGAGAGCCGAUUGAAGCCGCUAGAGGAGAGGCAGGGGAAAGCCAGGGAGAAGGUUGCCGUGGAAACCGAUGAUCAGGGCCGUACGAUGGCCGGGGCGCUGUCCGAGAAUGCCCCGAGGCCCGUGAGUGUCGUCGCCGUGGAUGGCGGGACGACGGAAAAUUCGCCAAACUCCCAGAGUCCAUCCAGCAACGAUGAGCAUUGCCAGUCGAAUCGCACGGAACUCGAGAUCACGCGUGCAUCGAAUCCGCGAUCGUACGCCUCGACCGAAGCGCAGACGGAAGCCAGUCCGCAGAUGUCCGUGGAAGUGCCGGAAGCCGAGGAGUUGCGCGAUGCGAGGAGGCGCGAAAGGCGAAUUCGCAGACAUCACAGAAGAGCCCUGAGGACGAGCUCGGUGCCUCCGAAUUAUCCUGGUGGUCCGUGUGUCACUUCGAGCACGGCUCCUGGCGUUCCUCUCGUGCCGCCUGUCACUGGAUUUUUGCAUCCUCCACCGCCGCACCUGGGACUUCGGGGCCUCAGCCUGGGCCUUCCCUUCCCCGUUCCAGCCAGCGUCUCCGCCUUCGGCAGGGACGCAGUGCCGAAGCAGUGCUGCGGAUUAGGUUCGCCCCCUGUGCUCUGGUCGAUUCUCGGCGUGGGUGUCGUGGGUCUGGUGUGUGCAGGUGCUGGGGCUCUUCUUGGGGCCUUAAGGGCCACUGGCAGGGACCACAUUGCUGUGGCUCUGCUUAUGAUCGGCAUUGGGAUGGUCCUGGUUACCGUGAGUGCUGUCGCUUGGCGAGUCACCAGUAGAGAAAAUUGUGGCAGCUUUUUCGGCUUUACUGGGAUCUCGGGGAGGAUACCACCUGCGCGACCGAUACAUCCCUACGCCGCUAUGAUAUAUCCGGAGUUUCAGUUCCGUACCCCGCCACCCAGUUAUCAGGCAAGCAUGCAGGAAUACAGGCUAAGGUUAUUACUACUUGAUCGGCUUCAGCCAACGUCAUCACCACCGCCAACGUAUCGUUCCAACGCUGGAAGCGUCGUAGCUCCUGGAACGACCCGAGAGAGUAGGCCACCAAGUUACUGCGGUAGACCCAAUGGUACACCCACAGCCACCUUGGUGCCCUCGAAGAAGGACGCCAACUUGGUGAGGAUCGUUCAGACCGAGUCGGAGCCCGUAAUCCUGAGCGGCGACCAGACACCGCCGGUGCCAGCGGUCGAAGUCCUUGCGCACCUCUAGCUCACUAAUCGAUGUAAACCCUAUAGCUUUUGUUAAAAAGGUCAGUGAUAGCCCGAUACCAGUCGCAGGUGUAAUUUAUGAUCGGCCAUGUAACAGCCGUUAGUUAGUUGGCUUUGAUGUUCCUGACAUAGCAGCUCUACGAAAUUUAGUCUCUACGUUCAACGGAGGAGACUCGUUGCGUCAACUAAUUUCCAAAUAUUUAUCUGUAUUUUCGGAACCAAUAUUUGAGGCUGUAAGACGACUCUUUGGAAAAUGUCCUGAGGAUCUUUGACUCUGGGCAAGCGUCGACGGGAGUUUCUCCUUCGGGUUGCGUCGGGGUACGGAAAUGAGAGUCAUUGAACGAUCGAUUGAUCUCCCCGAAUUACACAUACCGCCUUUGGUCCACUCGUGUUUCUCAGGAAGUUAAAACAAGACGAAGGAGCACCAGCUGCCAUCACCAACGGCGCCACCGCAGAACAAGGAACACUGGGAGAUUGAGCUAUUUUUACGCAGAGUAGAAAAUCGAGCGUUCCUCGUGCAUGUCGUUGCGUUAUCGUAAUUUUGGAACAGGAAGUAUUCCCUCCCUGCCCCAAAAAUACUAUAUAUCAGGAUGCGUCGCUUUCACCGGUAGAUUUGGCUCAAGGGAGAAAGGAAUGUUUUAGGAGAAUUAAUACGAGAGGGAAAGACGGAAAGAAAGUGGCCAUGGAAAAUUGGAGUAGCAGCCGAUCGAGUCCGAUUCCGCCUAAAAGGAUUUUUCGAGUCAGACACGGCCAAUAAAAUACGCAAGAGAUGUGCCGCUGAUCCUUGAGAAGGAUGGAGAAAGCCUUCUUUCGAAAGACGCACUUUCUUGAGGAUCGCUACUCUUUGUGUCGCAGUGAUCCUGUUGCUCGCAUUUCGCACGAAUCGGCGUUGCGUUUUUCUACGCGGCCAGCGAGUUUAAUGGCUUCGAGUUGACUAAUCGACGACACGCAAAGUUGCAAUUGGGUAACAGCUCGAACAACGUGACAGCGACUGGAUAACGAAACACCUGGGAGUGUCGUUGGCUUCGCACUCCGGAAACAGUUCCUUUUCUUCCAAGUGGAAAAAAUAACGGAAACGGCUCGGGUAUGACUCAUAAUAUGUGGAGAGCGUCCUACAUCAGUGUCCAUCUUUCAAAAUUAUCUUCGGGCCAUUGACAACCAUCAACACUUUCAUCCCGUCACUGAUUGGAGGUCACUUUCUUUCCUGACAUGUCUCUCCUACCGCCCAGGCAUCUCCAGUGAUCAGUCCUCUCCCUCCCACCCACAUCCCUCUCGCUCUCGCUCUUCUUCUAUUUUACCCAGUGUCACUCGACUCUAUUUUUUGCUCGGUGUAGCACGCCGCCAACUGAAUUCGUUGUAAAUCCUCGCGUACGACACAGUCCCGCGAAUAUAUAGUCAGGACAUUCUAAAAUACAGUUAUUUAACCGUCUACGUUCACUAGCGUGGACGUCAGCCCGUUAAAGGUGCACCACUGCAAUAUUGUGCGUCUGUCUCUUUAAGCCACGCUCGUUCUGUGCUCUGUCGUCCAGACAGACCACGUUGCACAGUACCAGAAUGUCAGAGCAGCGGAAUGGCUAUGGAGUCGCAUAUUCUUGUGUGUAUAUACAUAUUAGCGUUUAGUGUCGUUAAAUGAUAUCCAAGUCCCUGGCUCGUUGGUUCAUCGGCUCUCUGACACGUUGGAAUUCCCACGGACAACUUCCAGCGUUUUCCCUGCUACCAUGCAAGUUUCGUUUCCCUGUGAAAAAGAAUUGGCGUUUAAGGAUGUAUUGAUUGGCCGAUUGGAGGCGAUUCGAGGCGACUACAAAACUAUAGAAAUACUGUGCGUUCGUGUGAAUGCACAAAGGGCCGGCCCCACUGAAGUGUCAAAUGACUGAAUGGUUAACUUUACUUUUCGAAGCUCUGUACGAUAUACAAAUAUUUUUAUAAAUAUAUAGACUAAUGUUGAGAAGGCAAUACGUGUGAUCAGUCUCGCAUGUCUUCUUGAAAAUUCAAAGCCAAACUCGCAAUGAUUCGUGAUACGAGUUAGAAUUAACGGUGGUUUAUCGAGUCAUCGAUCGGAUAAGUAGUUCCUUAAAUAUCGUAGGCGAAUUUGUAUAUUGAUGAGAAUGAAUAAAGUAUAUUUAUCGGUAAAAAAA